AUGGAGCAUGGGCUAAAAAACGAUAGGCAUUUUGCCAAUGAAGGUGAUCCUUAUGAUGAUUGCUUAACUUCUUUUUUCGCAGAAACUAAAGAAAAUGAAUAUGUUCCAAGAUCACUCUUCAUAGAUUUAGAGCCUACAGCUAUUAACGAAGUAAAAAGAGGAAUAAACGGCAGGCUAUUUCUCCCUGAACAAUUCAUUUCUGGUAAAGAAGACGCAGCAAGUAACUAUGCCAGAGGGUACUAUUCAAUAGGGAAUAGAGUAAUCGACGAAAGUCUCGAUAAAAUACGAAAAAUCGCUGAUAACUGCACAGGAUUGCAAGGAUUCUUCAUUUUUGAUUCUGUGGGAGGCGGGACUGGAUCUGGAUUUGGGUCAUUAUUGCUUGAAAAUCUUUCAUCUGAAUAUCCCAAAAAAACUAAAUUUAGCCUUGCAAUUUAUCCUUCUCCAAAGAUUUCAACUUCUGUACUUGAACCCUAUAAUUCAGUCCUUGCAACACAUCAACUGCGUGAGUACGCUGAUGUAGUUUUUGUGUUUGAUAACGAUGCAAUCAAUGAUAUAUGCAAGCAGCGAUUAUAUAUUUAUCAGCCAUCCUAUACCAACUUAAAUAAUAUAAUUGCUCAAGUAGCUUCUGCAAUGACUGCAUCCAUUCGAUAUGAAUCUUACAUGAAUACAAACUUGCAUGAAUUUCAAACAAAUCUCGCUCCUUAUCCAAGAAUGAAGUUUAUGCUUUCGUCUUAUGCUCCAUUUCUUUCUUCUGAGCGGGUGAUCUAUGAAAUUCCUUCAGUUUCAAAUAUAAGUGAAUCAGCAUUUGAGGCUUCAAGUAUGAUGGCAAAAUGCGACCCAAGAGAAGGAAGGGCUAUUUCUUACAAUUUAAUGUACAGAGGAGAUGUAGUACCAAAAGAUGUAUCUAUAUCAGUAAAUGCUGCAAAAGCAAAAGGGGCUUUUCAAUAUAGCAAUCAAUAUACCAAUAUUUUAAAAUGUGGGACUACCUAUUCACAACCUAUGGUGCUUCCUGGAAGCUGAAUGGCAAAGUUAUUGAGAUCUGUAUUGUAUAUUAGUAAUAAUUCAGCAAUUACCAAAGUAUUUUCACGAAUUAAUAAAGAUUUUGAUACAAUGUAUAGAAAGCAAGCAUUCCUUCACUGGUAUUGCAGAGAAGGAAUGGAAAAGGAAGAAUUCUGUGAGGCAAGGCAUGAUAUUACAGAUAUUGAAAAAGAUUAUGAAGAACUAUAG
Molecule: messenger RNA, 1227 nt
Organism: Blepharisma stoltei
Lineage: Eukaryota; Ciliophora; Heterotrichea; Heterotrichida; Blepharismidae
Source: the annotation of a GenBank genome assembly